Theileria orientalis strain Shintoku is the source of this 3240-nucleotide messenger RNA. RefSeq lists its product as uncharacterized. The coding region runs from base 1 to 3240 and encodes 1079 amino acids. The record is from RefSeq and is a predicted model, not a curated record. Gene Ontology annotation, biological process: regulation of DNA-templated transcription. Gene Ontology annotation, molecular function: RNA polymerase II complex binding. The transcript has 4 exons. NCBI's taxonomy places the organism in Eukaryota, Apicomplexa, Aconoidasida, Piroplasmida, Theileriidae. Gene Ontology annotation, cellular component: Cdc73/Paf1 complex.
AUGUUAGAUUCUGGAUUCGGGAUUCCAUUUAGUCCCAAAUCACAGAAUUCAGCCCAUACACAAAAUGAUUCCACCAGAAGAUGCAUCUGGAUAUCGCAAGAAGAUCUGACUCCGAACAAUCUGGAGCAAAUAAAAGAUCUUCUAAAAUCAGAAGAGGUACCGCUGAAGUAUUGGCUGCUGUUGGCGUUUUCAUAUAAGUCAUUGGGACACCUGGAAUCUCUGGACUCACUGCUUAAGGAAGCAGAAGCGAUUUUUAACUCAGAAGAAGAUUCGAAGCGCGUGAAAGGAACGCUGUACUCGUCGCUGGGAUUCCAUAACCUGUGCCAAGCACAGCAGUUUAAAAACGACGACGAAAGACACAAGAGGUACAUGGACUGGACGAACCACUACCUGAGAAAGACGGAAGUAGGAACGUCACUGUACCACUUUUACAUGGUCAAGGGACACCAGAGCGUGUUCAACUACAUGAGGGACAAAAACACAGAUCACCUGGCGACAGCAAGGUCGAUGUUUAACAUGGCUAUCGACCAGAGCAGAUCAGCAAUAAUACCGCUCGUGCUGUUCGGGAACGUGAUGGUGCUGAGCUCAAACUACCAAGUGGCAUCAGUGUAUUACCUGAGAGCACUGCUGAAGGCGAGCUACUACCUGGCGAUAAUGAACAACAUGCCUGAUUCGAGGAGGGCGCCUAGCGAAAGGAGCCUAGAGCUGUCGCUGGCACACAGCCAGCUGGUGUGGCUGAAGGCGGCGCUAUUCUUCGCACUCUCAGCAUGCCAGUUCUCACUGGGGAACAUAGAGUCGGCAAAGUCGCUGAUCGAGAAGUCGAUAGCACUGAAGCCGCUGGCAGUGGCCCACAGGUUCGCAUCAGCAAUAGCAGCAUACCAGCUGACGCACUUCAAAGAGGACUUCGAAGAGGACGUGCCGCUGCUCCUGGAGCAGUACAGCAGAGCGCACCUGGCCUCGCACAUCCUGGACAGAAGUAACGCAGCGGGGCAGCUGCACCUGUGCGAGUUCCUCUUCCACAGAGGAAACCUGGAGGAGUGCACGAGAAGACUGCUGGACCUGCAGAAGACGAACCUGCCAUAUAGCCUGAGGGCGGAGCUGGAGUAUCAGCUGGGAAGAGUGGAGCACGCGAAGGGAAGCUACUCGGAGGCACUUAACAGGUACAUGAACGCACUCUCGCACAAAAACGACUUCCUGUCAGCAAGGCUGCAGCUGGUUAAGGCAGCAGCAGGCUGCGGAGACCUAGGUCUGGCGAGAGAGCACUGCGACUUCCUGCUCCAGUGCCUGCAAAAGGUGGCAGUGGUGCUGAAGGUCUCAGCAUACGUGUACCUCUGCUCAGCAAGAGAAACGCUGGAGACGAACAAGUGGGACAUGCUGAAGAUGGAGUCAGCAAACAACAGGUCGCAGAAUCAGCUGGACAUCUCAUGCACGUUCCACAGCGUGCAGCAGGGAAUGGGAAGACUUAUCGACGAGAGGCUAUUCAAGGCGCUCUCGCUGCUGGAGGACCUGAUCUUCUCAGCUAACGGAAGCGAGUCCUCGAGAAACGCACUGGAAAUGUCGAAGUUCACGAACAAGCUGGACGCGAAGUCGAAGGCGCAAAGAGACUUCUCAGACCCGCUGGCAAUGGAGUACUACAUCAGGUGCCUGGAAAUACUGGUCUCGCGAGGAAGAGAGUACCUGUGUCCGAGCCUGAACGAGUACUACGUCGAGUACUUCAACCUCUACAAGUCGGACAACGACCGCUUCAAAAACAACUUCGGAGUGAUACUGAUGUACACGAGGAACUACACGAGAGCAUGCGCAGUGCUGCAGGCGUUGAACGAGAAGUUGUCAAGGAAGACGGAAGGGAGUACGGGGAGCGGAACCAGUGGAGCAGGUGGAGCAGGUGGACCUACCGAGAGGAGCGCCAGGGAAAACAUGGAGAACACGACGCUGGCUCUGACAGUGAGGUUUAACUACGCACUGGCCCUGGAGUUCGCAGGGCAGAUCACAAAGGCGCAGAAGAUAUACUCGUCUAUAACGCGAGAGUACCCUAGGUACACCUCGGCAUGGCUGCGAAGAAGCAUCAUAGCGUUCCAAAAGUGUGACCACGAGAGCACGGUGAGGUACCUGGAGCAGGUGAAAAAGAUACACCCGAACAGCUGUGAGCCAUAUCUGCUGCGCUCAUACCAGCUGGGAAAGAUUAAGUCGUACGACGAGGCGAUACAGGAAAUAAGGAAAAUGUUCAGAGCAAUACCGGCGUCAGCAUACGACCCGUACGCAAACACGCUGCUGUCGUCGCUGAUGAUUAAAAAGAGCUACAGAAUAGCACAGACGACAGGAACGACGCUGACGCUGCCGAAGGAAGCAAUGCAGUACGCGAAAACGGCACUGAAGAGACCGUCAGUGUGCAACUUCUACGCAGCGAACUGCAUAGCAGUGAUACUGGCUCUGGAAAAAAACUUUAAGGCCUCGUACGAAAGUUUCCUGCUGCUGAUGGAGUCGCUGUCAAUGACGAGUCACAUGAAGCUGCUGGUGAAUAAGAACAUAGGAAUACUGUCAGCAGCGAUCACACUGGCGAUGGUGAGCACGGACAGAAAGCCCGACAAGAAUAAGCUGAACAAGCUAAAGGUGGCGAAGACACAGCAGCACUUCCAAAGCGCAAUCUCGAACGGGAAGAUGGACAAGAGCCUGUACACGUGCUACAUCAGGUUCCUCUUCGACGUGCAGAAGUACGAGGAGUGCAUAGGAGUGCUGGAAACAGCAAGACUGAUCUUCCAAGACGACGCCUUCGUGUACAACCAGAUCAUCGUGACGGACGCAAUGGUCUGCAGCUACCUGAGAGACGCAGAGAAAACAAGCUCGCUGGUGGAAAUGAUCAACAUGCUCUCGUGCUGCCGCUUCAUAACGACGUCAGCAGAGUACCUGCUGGAGGAAAGCCAGAGAGGAAACACGCAGUUCAGCGCAGAGGCGUACAAUAAGCUGAAGCAGAUCGCGAACAGAGUGGAGACGAAGAUGAUACCGCACAUCACGUCGACGCUGCCGCAGCUGGAGAAGACGUGCGAGAAUAAGCAGCAGGCAAGAGAAAAGAGACUGCAGCUGCAGCUGUCAAUACAGCAGGCGCACGAGGCGAAGAAGAGAGAACAGGAGCAGGAGAGAAUGAGGGCGGCGGAGGCCGAGGAGGAGCUCUCGGAGAAGCUGCUGAAGGAGGCCUCGGAGAUAGCCUCGGAGCUGUUGACUGCUAAGCCGACGCAGACCUAG